AUGAAUGUGAGUUGAGGGAGUAUCCUAUGAAAUUGAAUUAUUAAACAACGGUUUGAACUCGUGUUGAAUACCUCGAAUUACUCAUGUGCAUCCAAUAAUUCAUUUAGGCUUGUAAUAAACGGAUACUGGAAAGAUGGCCGAGGCGGUCGCUUUAUUGCAAAAAGCGAGAAGAAUACGGUGAGUGUUUUUGGGAUUUUCUGGGUGAUUUAUUUGGUUAUAAAUGAAGUUAGAUUAAAAGGGAGCAGAACAAUGACAAGGUGAACAUUUUAUGAAAUUUCAAAGUGUUUCCAAAUCAAUGUUUUGUUUCGAAAUCACUGUUCGAAAAAACUUAUAAAAUCCUAAUUCGAUUUUCAAACCAAACUAGUUUUUUAUUCAGAAAAACCCGCUCAAUCGGGAAAGGCGAGCAAAUGGGAACAACAACUUCAGAAAUGCUCAUUUUAUGAGAAGGAAAAAGAUGCUGAAACUCCGAAUGGAAGUCAAAUCGCAGCGAUUUGGGAAAGGCGGCGGAAAGUCGAAUCGCAGCGACAUUGA
This is a messenger RNA of Caenorhabditis angaria, 531 nucleotides long. The record is from the annotation of a GenBank genome assembly. Lineage: Eukaryota; Metazoa; Nematoda; Chromadorea; Rhabditida; Rhabditidae.